Molecule: messenger RNA, 939 nt
Organism: Ichthyophthirius multifiliis
Lineage: Eukaryota; Ciliophora; Oligohymenophorea; Hymenostomatida
Exons: 5
Biological process (GO): translation
Cellular component (GO): ribosome
Molecular function (GO): structural constituent of ribosome
Source: RefSeq, a predicted model, not a curated record
AUGAUUUAUUAUUAAAAUAAUGGUGGUCUUAGACACGUAAAAAUAAAAAAAUAACCAGGAUAAGGAUAUAUUGGCAAAACAGUUGAAUUAGAUUAAUCAAUUUUCAAUGUUCCAUUAAGAAGAGAUUUUGUGCAUUCAUAUUUUAUUUGGAGAUAAAAAAGAGAUAAAAUAUAAACUCAUAUAUGUAGAAAUAAAGCUACUACAAGAGGUUCGGGUAUAAAGCCUUAAGCUUAAAAAGGAACUGGUAAAGCUCGUUAGGGAAAUAAGAGAUCACCUCAUUUAAAAAAAGGUGGUAAGGCUUUUGGACCUAGACCUAGAAUUUUGAGAUAAUCAUUGAAUAAAAAAGUUAGGCUUUAAGCUUUAAAAGUAAUGCUAAGUGCAAAAUUAGCUGAAGGAAAAUUAAGAAUUAUAGAAUCUGAAGCUGUAAAUGAACCCAAAACUAGAUCUAUAGCAAAAUAAUUAAAUAAAAUUGAUCCGUAUUCAAGAAUUCUUAUUAUUCAUGGUUAUAAACCUGAUAGAAACUUCGAGUUGGCUCAUAGAACUAUUAAAAAAAUAGAUUCAGCUCCACCAGAUGUAAAAAAAAAAAAAUUGUAAAAACAUAUGAUAAUAACCAUAAUAUAAUAGCAAGUAAGUGUGUAGUAAUUACUUUAAAAUGAUAGAAUUUUCAUUACAUUAGAAGGGCUAAGAUAAUUAACAUAAGAGUUGACAGAUAGAACUUUCAGAUAAUUCAGAUUGAGACACGUUGAAAGAGGUAUUUUACCAAGUGAAUAAGAAAAAAUAAAGUUAUUCCCUAUAGAAAAUCAAGAAUAAGAAACAAAAUAUACUUACGAUUCUUCCAAACCUUUAUAAUUCAAAUUUAAAAUAUUAUAAGAUUAUUAUUAAUAAUAUGAAAAACUUAAAAACUCAGGAGAAAUUUAGAAAUUUAUUGAAAAAAAAUGA